ACACAUGUGACGUCACACUGUAAAGUUGGCCCCGGUGGCGGUGUGCAUGUGAUUUUUGCUUUACAUGUUUUUAUGAAUAUUUCCAACCAAGGCUUCAGUUUUACAAGAAUACCUGCACGAGGUGACAUAGAGACUGUGCAACAUCAUCUGAAACUCAAAACAAAUUGAAAUUUCUCAGUAAAAAAAAAUCGAUCAGUCCUCGCAUCUGUCGCACUCACUCACUUCAUCUGCCGAACGGAUCUCUGCAGCAGUGUUCCCCCGCUCGUCCCCGUUCAAAUAUCAGUCUUGACCCGGCCGUCGCUGCCACGCCGACGACAUGGAGACUUCGAUAUCUCGUUGUAUGUUUCUUCUCUUCACCACUCUUUUGGUUGCCACUAAAGGCUAUAAACCGGUAAUUAUUAUCCAUGGAAUGCUUGAUGGAGCAGCAGAAAUGCACUUCAUGCAUGAUAUGAUCAUGAAGGCACAUCCUGGAACAAACAUCACGAUCCCAGACAUCUAUAGUUACUAUAAAAGCUUGGAGCAUCUAUGGAAGCAGUUCCCUGACUACCUCAAGGCUAUUCAAGAUGUGAUCAAUCAGUCCCCUAAUGGCAUUCACUUAGUCUGUUUUUCACAAGGUGGUUUGAUGUGCAGAGCUGUGGUUGAGCAGUUGGACAAUCACAACGUGGAGAGUUUGAUUCUACUUUCAUCCCCACAAAUGGGUCAAUUUGGAGACACAAGCUAUGUUAAAGAAUUUCCAAAGAGUCGUUAUGAGGUGUAUAGAUUGUGCUAUGACCUCAGUCUUAUAGGUCAACAGAUCUCCGUCUGUGAAUAUUGGAAUGAUCCAUACCACCAACCAGAGUAUCAAGAAAGGUCUGAUUUCCUGGCAUUGCUUAACAACCAGAGUGCUCACAGUCAGAGUCAACAAUGGCGAAAAAACUUCAUGAGAUUGAAGAAUGUUGUGAUGAUAGGUGGCCCAGAUGAUGGUGUUAUAACUCCAUGGCAAUCAAGUCACUUUGCUACGUACGACAAAGACCUGAACAUCACUGAAAUGAAAGACCAAGAGGUAUACCAGAAAGACUACUUUGGCUUGAAGACAUUAGAUUCUCUUGGGGCGUUGCACACCUAUGGUAUCGCUGGGGUCAAUCAUACCUUCUGGCAUCGGAACCAGACAGUAUUUGAUUGCUGCAUUGAACAGUUCCUGACAUAGCUGUGUUUUCCACCGUACCAAACGUGUACCAAAGAUGCCUUCUAGGUACUUUUAUUCUUUUAUCAUUUGGUAUCAUCAUGAUUACUUGCAGUGAUAUCUGAUUUUUUAACAGUAUGCUUAAAGUGCCAAAAUAGAGGAAAUUGAUGCCUCUGUAAAAUCCAUACUUGGCCAUUGAUGCCAUAAUAAGAUUGGCAAAUAUUAUGGAAUAAUCUUGUGAAAGUACAUGCAAGUGUAAGCCUUUCCAUGAAGACAAUCUCCAUGUAUGUAACAACUCUUCUUGUUUUCAAUUAGAAGUCUUUAUGUACAGGAUUCACAGUGUGAGCAUCAACUCCUGAGCCUCGUCUUACAAAGAGUUAUGAUUGAUCCGAUCAACCUCAAGUACAUGGAAAUCCAUCAUAUUCAUAAUUUUUUUAUAGGAAAUUUGCAUAAUGGCCUUUGGAAACAAAGAGAAGCCUACUGAGUUGUCAAGAAAAAUAUAAAUAUAUGAAUCAUAUCCAGAAAAUAUUUUGAACAACCAUGCAUUUUAGAUGUCGAUG
Molecule: messenger RNA, 1722 nt
Organism: Lytechinus pictus (painted urchin)
Lineage: Eukaryota; Metazoa; Echinodermata; Echinoidea; Temnopleuroida; Toxopneustidae
Product: lysosomal thioesterase PPT2-A-like
Exons: 9
Coding region: 317-1186 (289 amino acids)
Cellular component (GO): lysosome
Molecular function (GO): thiolester hydrolase activity
Source: RefSeq, a predicted model, not a curated record